ACAACUGCCGGUUCUCGGCAGUACUUUCCUCACGAUCUGACAGCGUGAGGAAAGUGCAGCCGAGAACCGGCACUUGCAUUUUCCUGUGAUCAGCAACAUGAGGAAAGUACUGCCGAGAACCGGCAGUUGUCAGAGCAGGGAUUGGCACCGAUCAUCAGGGCAGUGAUGAUCAGUGCCCUGAUGAUCGGUGCCCAGCAGUGCCACCCACAAUUUCCGCCCACCUGUGCCCAGCAGUGCACCCUCCUGUGCCACCCAGAAGUGCCACCCACCUGUGCC
Molecule: messenger RNA, 276 nt
Organism: Staurois parvus
Lineage: Eukaryota; Metazoa; Chordata; Amphibia; Anura; Ranidae
Source: the annotation of a GenBank genome assembly